AUGCCAGGACUCAUCACUGUGCAGACGCUGGACUCAGGAACCACCGAGCAUGGUUCGAUAGAGCGAGCAACCUUUGCCAACAUGCUCCUCCGCAUAGGUCACUGGCGCCGGCCUACUUUCAUCGUUCUCGUGUUGACCAGCUCAUUCCUGGUGACUCUACUUGCCAUCUGGCAUUACCAAUAUCGUCCUGCGGACUCGAUCUCAUCUUUUCUACAUCCGAGCGCAGCACCAAAACUCUCCUCGUCCGAGCACCCGAUACCACCUGUACCCCUCGAAUGCUCGAAGCUGCAAUUCAACCGCCCGCAAGGGGAGAGUCCUGGUCUCGCGGUCGCCCUCUCCCCGGGCGAGCUUCUUUGUCGCCCCGUCGACCCCAACAUGCCUGGCAUACCCAAGCUUUUGCACCAGAGCUGGAAGAACAGCGAGCUUCCGGCCAAGUUUCAAAGAUGGAGCAAGGGCUGCCGUGCCCAGCACGCCGACUGGGAGUGGGUACUUUGGACGGACGACGAUAAUCUUAAACUUGUCCAGACCUACUUCCCUUGGUUGGAGGAGGCCUUCCUUGGGUUGCCGGGCCCUAUCUACCGUGCAGAUUUCGCCAGGAACUUAUACAUGUACAUGUAUGGAGGGGUUUACGUCGAUCUCGACACUGACUGCUUGCGACCGACCGAUGAGGCGCUCGCGCCGUUCCGCAUUCCCGUGGUUGAUGCGACCAAUACGACAUCCAGCGACGAGCCCGUGGACCAUAGAGGCAUAGCGGUCUUUGGACGCCUGGGGUCAGACGAGACAUUUCAGCACAGUAUCCCAAAUGCAUGGAUGGCUUCGUCGCCUCGACACCCGUUCUUCUUGGUGCCAAUGUACACCACUAAGGAAGUAGUUCAGAAGCGGAAAACAAUUCUGCGUCAUCUAGGAGGCAUCCCAUCUGCCGAGCACAUCACUGGACCCAUCGCUCUCAGGGAGAGUAUACUCCGCUGGAAGGCAUCUCUGAGGGACUUGUGGGAUGAAGUUGUGCUCCUCCCACCGCACAUGGUAUACCCCUACAGCUGGAAGAAGCCAGGCGAAUUCGGUGCGAUCUGCUCAGCCAUGUUUGCGACAUUAGAUGAGCCCUUGUGCCAGGAGAAGUUGCGGGUCAAGGAGAAAGGGAGCCUGUCUAUCACAUACUGGAGCAACACACACAAAGGCACCGGGCACAACGAGAACACAAUUGCACAAGUCAGCCAGGAUAAGUAA
Messenger RNA from Emericellopsis cladophorae, 1224 nucleotides. Its product is annotated as Inositol phosphoceramide mannosyltransferase-like protein. The transcript is spliced from 3 exons. Lineage: Eukaryota; Fungi; Ascomycota; Sordariomycetes; Hypocreales; Bionectriaceae. Gene Ontology annotation, molecular function: mannosyltransferase activity. The record is from RefSeq and is a predicted model, not a curated record. Gene Ontology annotation, biological process: mannosyl-inositol phosphorylceramide biosynthetic process. The coding region runs from base 1 to 1224 and encodes 407 amino acids.